AUGGAGCAUGUUGGUGAUGAUAUGGCUGCCAUCAAUGCCAAAGGCGGACCUCUCGCCUGGUUCGACAAAAACCCCACCCUGGACGUCAUGUCUCGUGAACUUCAACAGCUUCUUAAGUCGUACAGCGGAAUCAAACAGGAUGAACUUCUCGAUCACGUUGUCAAAAUACGCGAGGAGGCUUGGAAGAUACACCCGUAUCCAUGCAUUGGGCAAUUCCUCUUCCUGGAGAACAAUUUCGGGGAGAACGAUGAAGAAUAUAAGGAAGUUAUACAACGACUUGGUAAAGGCCAAAAGCUACUGGAUAUGGCCUGUUGUGUUGGUCAGACUAUUCGUACCCUGGUGCAUGGCGGAGCACCGUCCGAGAACACAUUCGGCUGCGAUCUCUACCCGGAAUUUAUCGAGCUUGGAUAUGAACUUUUUCGAGACCACCGUACACUCAAGACUCAGUUCCUCACUGCAGAUGUCUUUGAUCCAAGCUCGGCUUUGACGGAGAUAAGAGGCCAAAUGGACAUGAUAUUUGCCGGUGACUUCUUCCAUCUGUGGGGUUACGAGAAACAGGUCGAGGUCUGCAAAAUUGUAUUCGCCUUGCUGCGUCCUCAGUCUGGAUCGAUGAUCUUGGGUCGUCAGUUCGGCGCCGCGGAUCCGGAAGAGAAGCAAGGACCCGUUGGCGUUGGCAUGAUGUUUCGGCAUAACGUAGAAAGCUUUGAGAAGAUGUGGAGAGAUAUAGGUGAUGAACUCGGCAUCAGAAUUACCGUAAAGGCAAAGUAUGUAUUCGUUCCUGACCGCCAGCAGCUGUUUUGCCAGGACAAUGGCAAGCGCUUCUCGUUUGUAGUUCGCCGCGACUAG
This is a messenger RNA of Parastagonospora nodorum SN15, 846 nucleotides long. RefSeq lists its product as hypothetical. Bases 1 to 846 code for a protein of 281 amino acids. The transcript has a single exon. The record is from RefSeq and is a predicted model, not a curated record. NCBI's taxonomy places the organism in Eukaryota, Fungi, Ascomycota, Dothideomycetes, Pleosporales, Phaeosphaeriaceae.